AUGAGCCAGACUCUCACCUUUGCUGAGCUGGUCAACCUGGCUAUUGGGACACCAGAACUGGGCAAUGUCAAUUUCAAUGCCCUCCAUUUCUUACUACACAGCAUGCUGGAACGUUUAAAUCUGCAAGAUGUGAAGAAAGAAAUUUCUGAGGAUGAGCAAGACUUUCUCAAGCCACCUUCAAGUAUCAUUGGUUCUAGAGCAACUUCUGAAUCAGACCCACCAGUGAGGAGGUCCAGUUCGAUCUUCCACCAGAUGCAUGACAGAAUUGUCCUGAUAGAGAAGCAGCUCCAGUUCUUGAAUGGUUCACCCUCCACUGAGGAACUGCUGGUCCGUUCUCAGGAUGGCAUAUUUGCCAAUCCUGCCCAGGACAUGUGGCAGCUGAUACAGCUGAAGAAGAAGAUGGAAAUGAAUGAGGAAGGAAUGUCCAAGGCCAUGAACACUCUGCAGGAUUUGCUGAACAACAUCUGUGCUCUGAAAGCCAGCACCCACAACUUCAAGGAAGAGCUGAGGCAUCUGAAAGUCGACUUACAGAAACUUAAUAUCGACAAAAUACAGGAACAACUUGCACAGCUGGAUAAUCAGGCCAAAGCGUUGGAGGAAAUCAGGCAGCAAAUGGGCCACGUGAAGACAACGACCAGCUCAUUGUCAGACUUCUCGGACUUGGUGCAGUGGAGUUCUCUUUGUGAAAUGCUUCUGGGCAAGAGUUUUCCAGAUGUGGAGAGAGAGGCCAGAGACAGAUCAUCCAAGGAGAUGCUCGGUUCUUUGGGGCAGCUGCCUGUGAAACACAAGGAGCUCACAGCCAAAGUUACUCAGUUGGAAGAGCAGCUUAAGCGCCAAGCAGAGCUGCUAGAACAUUAUGAAACCCCAGCUGACCAUGGUGAAGAACUGAUGUCGCUGCUGAAGCGCAUGAAUGCCCUGGAGACUCAGGAUCAGCAGGGGAAGGAGUCUCUAAGAGGCAUCCUGGAUCAGUUGCCAAAGCUGAAACAACGGUGCGAGAAACUGGAGGAUGCGGUGGACAAGCUGAAGAGGAACGCGGCCAACAUCCAGAACAUAGAAAAUAUGUUGGAGCAACUGGACGUCACAAAAGCUGACAAAGCCUUAAUCCAGGAGGAGAUGAAUGUGAAAGCUGACAAGAGUGCACUGGAGGCCAAGGUGAACCACAUGGAGCUGACGCUGGCCACUGCCCAGCUAAGUGAAAUGAUGCAGGAGCUGCUGCAGAAGAUGUCCCUCCAGGACAAGGACUGGCAAAAGGUCUUGGAGAAGCUCUUCGCUGAUAUGGAUGGCAAGCUAGACCGGAUGGCCCUGGACCCCGUGAGCAGGCAGCUGGAGGAAGUGUGGCAGUUCAUCAAGAAGUACCUGAGUGAGGGCCCUCGCUUUGAUGCAGAUAGUGCGGCUGGCUUUCGGAAGCAACUCUUUGAGAGAGUGAAGUGCAUCUCCUGUGACCGGCCAGUGACCAUGAUGACCGGCCCGCAUCUGGUGACGGUCCGCAAGGCCACGCUGAGGCCUCGGCCUGCCAGUGCGAAUGGUUAUGAGUACCUGGCACGGAAGCAAAAAAGGGACCCGGAGACAAAUGAAGCAACCAGCAAUCAGCCUCCCCAGACUUGCUGGCAGUGCCAAGCUCACCAUCAGACGUGCACUAUCAAGCGACUGUCCAAGUCGCAGGACUUUGCUACCCUUUACCCCUACGGAGACCCUACCGUCCUUACUUAUGACAAUGCCGAGGUGGACAUUCUGGGUGUAAAUGGCGUUCUCUACAAAGGCCGUGUGAAUGCGCAAACUGCAGAGCGGACUCUUGCUGUGCAGAAGGAAUUCUUAGGUAUAAAGCCUCCCCGGCCCCCUUCUGGCCUCCGGAUGGAGAGGGCCCGCUCAGCCAUAGCACAUGUCAGUUACGUGUCACCCUAUGCCUCCUCCACCAUCCGUCGGAUUGGAUCUGCAAUAGGAACCCACCGCCAGCCACCGACCCCAGAGACCAUGGAUGGUGUGGUCCGUGGGAACACCAGCCUCAGCCAGCACAGCUUCCGGAGCGGUGGGGGGGUUACAGGCAUGUGAACUGCCAGUGAUCUCAGCGGCAGCUCCCCGACCUUUUGUCCCUCCCUCUAGCCCCCUCUCACCCUUUCCUAUUAAAUCUCCGGUGCCCCCUGCAAGCAGGGCCAUGACAGGAAGCAGCUCCAGGGCGUUCCCUCUAGGCUCCUACAAGGUAUGUCUCAGCAGUGGCAGUGGGGCAAGACUCAAACCCCACACUUAGCAGGGUGUCUUCUGGCAGUCAGCCUUGCUUUUGACCUCAGCUAAUGGAGGUGGGGGCUGGCAAAGGGUGGUGUUGGCUGGUCAGGAAGAGACUGCCCUCAUCAACUGCCAGGAGGGUCCAUGGAAAGCACCUGGUGGGAUUUUGGCCCUGAGGAGAAGCUGGCAGCAGCAUGAUGGGCACUUGGACUGAAUGGCUACUCUCCCCCUGGACAAACUGGACUCUGCAACUGCUCCUGGUUCCACAUCCCCCACCCCUGCAAGCAGCUGGGACUUGAGCAAGAUUUUGUGGAGGAAGGAAAUCUCUAUAAAGAUCAUU
Messenger RNA from Eublepharis macularius, 2560 nucleotides. RefSeq names its product chromosome 12 C16orf96 homolog (gene C12H16orf96). The record is from RefSeq and is a predicted model, not a curated record. Bases 1 to 2049 code for a protein of 682 amino acids. Lineage: Eukaryota; Metazoa; Chordata; Lepidosauria; Squamata; Eublepharidae. The transcript is spliced from 16 exons.